CCCAUUUUUUUCUAUAAUUUUAUUUUUUUAUGGACGCUAUUGCGUUUAUUUUAACCUAGUUUUACCAAGUAGUGACCUCGCUACCAAGGUACGAGCAAUUUGGAUUUAUUAAUUUCCGUGUGCAGGUACAUUGCUCUGCACGACUUGCGAAGGACAGUACAUUUGGUAAAUGACGUCACACGUACAGGUGCCAGGCGGAGAUGCGCACGGAAGCCUCGUUGAUAACCAAGGAACUCGAUUUAGGUUAAAAUCUGUUGCAGGAUUCCGGAGAGUAGUACCCAAGACUCAUGGCUGUAACGAUGGAGCUCGAAGAAAGCGUCUCAGACUCGAAAAUAGAGAAAGAUAGCAGUUCUAAAAAGGAACUUAGGCCUUCGAGUGCUGUAUCGCUCUCAAAAUCGGAACAUGGACCAGAAACAUCUCCAUCGGCUGAACAAUUGAAACAGUACAAAUCAUGGGUGAGCAACGAAAGGUGGAACGAACUAAAGAAGAUCGCUGAUAGUGCUAUGAAGGAGCACAAAGUUUUCAUGAUUAAAGGUGGAGGAUUCCCUGCGAUCCGUCGGGCACUGGUCGAGAGAGGGUGGCUCGAGAAAUAUGAAUCACAUAAGGCGCGGCAUCCUCCAUUAAAUUUGGACCCAAAGAAAGCAACAGGCAAAGAACUGUCAAGAGUAGAAAGGAUGAUACUUUACAAAUUUAUGGAGCACCACUCAGUUGAUUUUCUUUGGACAACCAAGAGAGACAGAUAUGAUUGGCUGCUUAGCAAUAAAGAAGUCGUCAUUAGCAGAUUUUGCCGUUCGAUUUUCACUACCAAAGAAGGUCUUACAGCUUCCUUAACACAAAUGCACUGGUAUACAGAUCCAGGUGUUGCUUUAACCAAAUUUCCUCGUUCCUACAAUAUUCAUAACUCUGAUAGCCUCGAAGAAUUCAUAGAUGAUUUUAGAAUCACAGCUUGUAUCAGCAUCUUGAAAUGGCUGACUAAUACAAUGGCGAUAAACGGCGAUCAGUGCUUAGUAACACCUCAAGGCAAAGUUCCAUUUUCUGCUAUUGAUUUUGCAGUUAACAGGUUAAAUGAGUACGUUUCUUUUUACACUCAUAGGGAUAUUGAUGACUCAGAAGAUCAAUCUCAACACGUGUGGGAGCAUGAGUGGGAUCAAUUCCUCACUCAUCAUUAUCUUUUAGUGCACGAGAAAGCAAAGUUUAUGGAUGACAAGAACCUCAACAUUAGGUUACUAGAAAGAAAAGCGGCUAAAAUUUUAGGAACUAUGACCAAGUACUGGCCCCAAAUAGAUAUUGACGGUGUUCUGAACAUAUGGAUUGUGAAGCCCGGCAACAAAUGUCGCGGCCGGGGCAUUCAACUCAUGAACAACAUCAAAGACAUAAUAGGGCUGAUUAAUGUACCUGCGCAGAAAACUAGAUACGUUGUACAGAAAUAUAUUGAAAACCCCCUAGUUAUAUACAACACAAAGUUUGAUAUACGCCAAUGGUUCUUAGUCACUAAUUGCCAGCCGCUAACAAUUUGGAUUUACAAAGAUAGUUAUUUACGGUUUAGCUCUCAAAUAUUUAGCUUAUCGAAUUACCAUGAAUCUGUUCAUUUAACCAAUAACGCUGUUCAGUCGAGAUACAAAAACAACAAUGAAAGGGACAAGGCAUUACCCGAUGAGAAUAUGUGGGACUGUAUUACUUUUAAAGCUUACCUAAAACAGAUCGGGAAAUACGAAAUGUGGGACACCAAAAUUUACCCUGGGAUAAAACAAUGCCUGAUUGGAGCUAUGUUAGCUUGCCAAGAGACUAUGGAUAAACGACAGAACAGUUUUGAACUGUAUGGCGCUGACUUUAUGCUGACAGAAGACUUUACUCCUUGGCUUAUCGAGAUCAAUUCCAGUCCAGAUUUGGCUCCCACAACUUCCGUCACCGCAAGACUUUGUCCUCAAUGUCUUGAAGAUGUUAUAAAAGUUGUUCUUGAUCGACGAGCAAGCCCUGAUGCUGAUACGGGAACGUUUGAAUUAGCCUACAGGCAAAUUAUUCCCAAAGCACCUGCGUAUCUAGGUUUAUCUCUGUGCGUUAAUGGUAAAAAACUUUUAAAGAAGACCAGAGUGAUAAAACAUGAAUCAAGAGCUAUAACUCCAAUUGCACCUCGGGUCCCAUCUGGAGAUUCAAUUGCUCCCAUACAAAAUCAUUCGGUUCCACCCGAAUACAGUGGCCCUAUUAUCACAGAUUUUUUGUCGUGGUUAAAUCCGUAUGACGCUUUGCCGAUGAAUAAGGAUGGUCUCGUAAUAGGACCUAAGGAAUCGCUCACGGAAGCAGCACCGAGGAAGGCGAGAAAAAAAUUUAGAGCGUAAUCGUCAUAUCGUUUCUCAUUCCUGUUGUCGUCCAGACGAGAACCAGUCCGUCAAUCAUACUGGAAAAUACCGGACGGAAUCAGCUUACAAAACUGAUAAGCCAAAGCUUGACAGAUCGGUCGAUCCUGCCCAACCACGGUGCCCUUUAAUCCUUAUAUUCCUUGGAUACCUGUGAAUCAUGCAGUAGCUCUAAGCUAUAAACCCAUUUGGAAUUACAUUUUACCUAUAUUCUUUUUAAGUAUACAAUUUUUUUGAUAUAAAAUAUUUAUACAGACCUUUUUUUAAAA
This is a messenger RNA of Hyposmocoma kahamanoa, 2623 nucleotides long. RefSeq names its product tubulin glycylase 3A-like. The record is from RefSeq and is a predicted model, not a curated record. The transcript is spliced from 12 exons. NCBI's taxonomy places the organism in Eukaryota, Metazoa, Arthropoda, Insecta, Lepidoptera, Cosmopterigidae. Gene Ontology annotation, biological process: protein polyglycylation; cilium movement; cilium assembly. Gene Ontology annotation, cellular component: cilium. The coding region runs from base 288 to 2336 and encodes 682 amino acids. Gene Ontology annotation, molecular function: protein-glycine ligase activity, initiating.